AAGGAGAUAUUUCACUUGCGUUUGAUUUUUACCGAGACUGGUUGUUCUUAGAAAUUGUGUUAACUUAUUUUUGGUUCUGUUAUAGAGGCUCGUGCUCCCCUUUAGUUUCGCGUGUAAGAGUGGGCAAUUCAUCGAUAGCUCGAGCGCUCAUCGCUAAAUUUCUUCGAGUGAGAAACGUGGUUUGUUGGAAGCCAGCCGGAGAAGAAGACGUUGCUCUUGUGCGAAAUUGUGUAAAUUCAGAGAAGAAAUUGUUGAGCGGAGGAAAACCAGCGACGGUUUGAUACACAACUUAUAAACUCGAAACGAUGGAAGAUCAAAGCAACGCAGCUCCCGUUGCAGCCGCGGAGAACGGUACAAACACCGCGCAGGAGGUAUCUUCGACAACUCAAACCAUAGAGCCCACAAAGCGCUCAUUGCGCGUCCAAACAUGGAAAAAGAUACAGGAGGGAAAGGUUGGCAUUGGAUUCAACAACAUAUUUAACCGAAUUCCCUCUUUUGUGGAUGCCGAUAAGGCUGUUGCCUUGCUUAUUAACGAGGAGGAGUUCAAGAAAGCACAGCACAUCAAGGUAAACAUCGAUCGCGCUUUGCACGAGUUUAAGGAACAGGCGUUACUGGCCGACAAGUCUGUUUACUUGCCCAGCACUAGGGAUUCUACAGCGUUGUGCCUCAAAGUAGAUGUUUCAGCCGAUGCUACUGAAGAGCAGAAAAAGGAUGCUUUGCGCGUUCAGGACAUCCAGAAGUUCCGCAAGGAAAUCGGACUGGACAGUGGUCUUAAGCUUGACAUUGUUGUGAUUGGUUCAGUCGUCGUUUCGCGCGAAGGCUACCGUAUUGGACGCGGAAAUGGGUUCGCCGAUCUGGAUAUCGGGCUCCUCAUUGAACUGGGGGCCAUCACACCGCAAACAGUUAUUGUCACAAUCGUCCACGACGUGCAGGUGGUGGAUUCGCUGCCUCUGAACUUGUUCCAGAAGUAUGAUGCGCCCGUGGACAUCAUUGUCACCCCCACAGAAGUAAUCCGGGUGUCAAAGCGCUUGCCCCGUCCUAAAGGAGUCUUCUGGGAGAUUCUGUCCGAACGACGCCUGAAGAUAUUGCCUGUACUGCAGCAGCUUAAAGAGCGAGAGGAAAAGGCCGGAAAGUCGAUAUCCUUAAAAGAGGAAGAUACCGACGUAGAGCAGCAUCAGAAUAACCGACGCCGCCGGGGGCCCGUGCGUCGUCGCUUCCAACGAGGUAACCCGGGACGCACCACCUCACAGACUGACAACGAACAACAUGGCGAGACUACCCAGAAACGCACUCCGCGUCGCAAAGGUCGUUUUGUCACUCGCCGAAGGCGCACAGCUAAGUCUGAGGGAGAUCAGUCUGGAGUUGAGGUCGGUGCUAAGAGUGAGGAUCGUAAAUUCGAUGAGGUUGGCACUGGUGAGCGUCGUCCAAAGAAGAACAAGAAUCGUGGACCUAGCGAUUUUUGUAUUAAGUUGACGAAUUUGACACGUGACAUUCGCGUCAAGGACCUAAAGUCGGAACUUCGCAAACGUGAAUGCAAUCCGAUGGCGAUUUCUUGGAAGGGUCAUUUUGGAAAGUGUUUUCUGCAUUUUGGAAACCGCAAGGGUAUACCUAGCACCCAGGACGACGUGGACAAAGUUUUAAAGUCCCUUAAUGAUCUCUCGUUAACCAUCACCACAGGUGGCGAGACUGCCCCAGUCGGCGCAUCAACUGAGGGCAACGCCGCCGUCAAAACGGAGCCAGCUGAGUCUGCGGCGCCUAUACAGACAAAGACUAUAAACGUUAACGUCGAGCUGAUUCAGUUUGGCGCCAAAAAGAGUGCCAUCUCCACUGGUGCCAAUGCUAGUGCAGGCGAGGACGGAAAUGCUGCCGGUGGCACGCAAAAUGGGGGCGAAGCAGGAACUGUAGGUGGCAGCGAUGUGGGUGGUACACGUAUCGAGGCUGUCGACACCACCACAGUAUAGUAUGACUACGCGCUUGGCGCAGCCACAAAACGGUCGCAGCGGAUUCCCGCCGGCAGCGCAACGUUCGGAGUUCAACGAAAAAAAGUAACAUUUUGUUUAGAACAAAAAUCGAAAAAUAUCAAACAAAAAAUGAAUAGAAAGCGAACUCCGGACACAAACACAAAAUACACUCAACAUACACACAACAUUUUGCAGCUUGUAGUUUCUUCUUCUCCUUCAUUACUCUAUCAAGAUCAAAUUCAACCUUUUCUUACGAGAACCCAAACCAUUGACGCUUUUUCUAAACAAAUGCAUUUGUUUUUACCAAUGAAUCGUUGAAUUAUAUAAUGAAAUGAUUGCAUAAAUACUCGUUCCACAAAUAGAGUGGAACAAAAUUUCUUCCAAAUAAUCCCUUACUAACUUCUUGUAACUUGUUACAAUUUUGAGUAUUUCUGAGGUACUUCUUAAUAUUUUUUCAUUUUGAAUUCACGCCCCAGCACUAAGAUCGGUUGCUCUAUUAAGCAGUUGAGCUGCAAUUAAAGGGCUAGCAUCUGUGGCCGAAUUUAAAUAAAUAUUCAAACAUGUAAUAAGAAUCAAAGAGCGAAAAUAAAAUAAACACUUGUCGCAUUUUUCGCCGAGAAAAUUAUAUAAAGAAA
Drosophila eugracilis is the source of this 2596-nucleotide messenger RNA. It is a transcript of the gene lost, whose product is annotated as methenyltetrahydrofolate synthase domain-containing protein. The transcript has 6 exons. Gene Ontology annotation, cellular component: cytoplasm. The record is from RefSeq and is a predicted model, not a curated record. The coding region runs from base 306 to 1961 and encodes 551 amino acids. NCBI's taxonomy places the organism in Eukaryota, Metazoa, Arthropoda, Insecta, Diptera, Drosophilidae.